This is a messenger RNA of Harmonia axyridis, 792 nucleotides long. It is a transcript of the gene NC2beta, whose product is annotated as protein Dr1. Gene Ontology annotation, biological process: chromatin remodeling; positive regulation of transcription by RNA polymerase II; RNA polymerase II preinitiation complex assembly. The record is from RefSeq and is a predicted model, not a curated record. NCBI's taxonomy places the organism in Eukaryota, Metazoa, Arthropoda, Insecta, Coleoptera, Coccinellidae. The transcript is spliced from 2 exons. Gene Ontology annotation, molecular function: core promoter sequence-specific DNA binding; TBP-class protein binding; general transcription initiation factor activity. Gene Ontology annotation, cellular component: negative cofactor 2 complex. The coding region runs from base 94 to 615 and encodes 173 amino acids.
AUCAUAGAGAAAAAAUUUUGUUUAUUUCUCCGAGCUAAGAUAUUGUGCUAAGUGGUCCAGAAUUUUCUGAAAUUGUUUUGAUUAGAGGAAAAUAUGUCACUACCAAAUCCAUCAGGAAAUGCAAACACUGAAGAUGAUGAGCUUACAUUACCUCGUGCUAGUAUAAACAAGAUGAUAAAAGAACUUGUACCCUCCGUAAGAAUAGCAAAUGAAGCUAGAGAGCUGAUUCUCAACUGUUGUACAGAAUUUAUUCACCUCUUAAGUUCAGAAGCAAACGAAAUAUGUAAUCAGUUGCAUAAAAAGACUAUAAACGCCAAACAUGUGUUAAUGGCUUUAGAGAAACUAGGUUUUGCAGACUACCAAGCUGAAGCAGAAGCAGUUUUAAAAGAUUGUAAAGCUGUAGCUGCUAAAAGAAGAAGGCAAAGUACUAGACUUGAAAAUUUGGGUAUACCAGAAGAAGAAUUGCUAAGACAACAACAAGAGUUAUUUGCCAAAGCUCGUCAAGAACAAGCAUUUGCAGAACAGCAGCAAUGGGAACAGAUUCAAGCUGCUGUGGCUGCUCAACAAAUAGGCUCUAUAUUCCCAAUGGAUGAUGAUAAUGACGAUUAUUCUUAAUCACAUUAGUUUAUUCUAAUACCUGGAUUCAAAAAUCACUUUGUUAGGUAGAAAUAAAUAUUAUAGUCAUAAUUACUAUGUAGAUGAUUUGACAUAUCAUUAUUAUUUUUUUAUAUUCUUUCAUAAAAUGUUGUUUUGAUUAUUGUAAUUAACCAUUACACUGUUAUUUUUCAUUAA